AUGGAUGGUUAUAAAUAUCCUCAUAACCCGAAUAGCCAACCGGGCAAUAUUAAUAUGAAUUUGACUCCUAGUAUGCAACAAGUGUUAGGUACAGGUAUGAUUCCUAUGGCUUCCCCCCCACCAAAUGGAUUUGAUCAAAAUCCAGGCCUAGUUAUGAAUUCUAUGACUCCACACCAACCAAUGAUUCCACAAAAUUAUAGAGAGUUUUAUCCUGUUAUGACCCAAGAUUCCAAUGUAAAUACAAUGAUUCCAAAUAAUAAUGACUUAAUGAUGAAAAAUAUAAAAGAUAACCAGCAUGUUGUUGGUUCAGCAAUUAAAUCCAAUGUCAGUACUACAAAAGUUCAAAAACGAAGAGUUGCAAGGGCAUGUGAUAGAUGUAGGAAAAGAAAGAUAAAAUGUGAUGAGAUCAAAAAUUUAAAAGUAAACAAAUGUUCAAACUGUGUUAAAUAUGGUGCUGAAUGUACAUUCAAGAACUGGGAAGAGCACGAUUCACAAAAUCUGUUAGCAGCUUCUAAAAACGAUAAAAAUAAUAACCUUUCCAACUUUGAUAAUGAUAAAAAUAAACUUGAUAAUUCAAGUAAUAUUAAUACUCCUGCAUCUUCUACAUCACCAGCUGAUGUAAUUCCACCUUCAAAAGUGACAAAUAAUAAAAUUGAGAAAUUAGAUAGAAAAGUUUCUCUUAUAUUUGACCAUAUUGCCAAACUUGAAUGGCUGUUGGACAAAAUCGCAACAAACCAGAAUAUCACGUCAACUAACAACACUUCAAGUCUUACAUCAAAUUUAAACACCGUUGCACCUCUUUUUACUAAUACUCGGAAUAAAGCAGAAUCUAGCUUAGACAGUGAAGGUACUGAAUCAAGCUCGAAGGAAAAAAAGAAAAAAAAUACCUAUAUUUUCAAUAUGGUUGGAAACACAACUAUGAUGGCCAACAGUGAAAAUCUAAAGUAUUAUGCAAGUUCACUAUUAACUACACCAAAGUUAAGAUGGGUUCUUGAAAAGCUAACCGAAAAAGGAGAGUUAACAAAAGAAAAAAUAGAUGAAUUUAUCUGUCCUAUAAAAGAUGUUAUAUCUGUGACGCUAAAAUGGAAUGUCGUUCAAACGAAGAAAUUAAUGGAUUUUAGCUCCCCAAUUUAUAUCGAUGGCAUUCCUAAUCUAAAUUCAUUGCCACCAAAGGAACAGUCAAAAAGAUUAUUAGAAAAUUUCAGGGCAACAGCGCUUUCCUCAGUUACUGGCUUGAUCGGACUGAAUGAUUAUUUAGAUAUUGCUGACAAAUAUUAUGAUCCCAACUAUGGCCGCCAUAAAAUGUCCUAUUCAGAACUUCUUCUUUUAAACAUUGGUGUAUGUUCAGGUGCUUCAAUAACUCAAAUGAUGAGAACAAGUGAUUACCAUCUAAGGAAAGAUAGAUACGAUCCUAAUAAAGAUGAACUGAAAAUAAUUGAAAAUAAUGCGUUACUUAAUGCUAUGUAUUAUUACAACAAAUUGCUGAUGAUGAGCGAAGGGAUAAGAACUAUACAAGGUCUUUUGCUAUUGAGCGGUUACUUGCAAGUUAAUCAAGGUAUCGAAGUCGCUUUAGGUGUCUUGGAAACAGCAAUAAGAUACUCUCUUGAAAUGGGACUCAAUAAAGUAUCCUUUUAUGAAGGAUUAUCUUUAGACGAGUUAAUGAUAUACACCAACCUUUGGUGGAGGUGCUAUUCCAAAGAUAAAUCAUUUUCAUUAAUUAUGUCAAGACCGCCUAUGAUAAAAGAAGAUUCUAUGGAUAUGUUUAAUAGUCAGACAUUUUUGUCUUUAAUCAAAAGUGUUCUUUCAACUAGAGAUUUCGAUAACAACCAAGUUGAACUGGAUAAAUUAAAAACCUUAAAAGACGCUCUGAACUAUAUCAUUAAUUUUUGUGAAUAUGUACCUUUAUUCAUCUCAUGCUUCAUAACUGAAUUGAUACUUGUCGAGGGUAAAAUAUAUGAGGAUUGUUUUGCACUAAACAGUUUUGCCAAUACCCCAUUCGACAAAAACUUAGAAAAAAUCUUAAGAUUACACAAUAGGCUUCAAAAUUGGGAAGCUGACUUACAUCCAUGUAUGAACUUGAAAAGUUAUAAACAAUGUUUAUCAACCUUAUAUGUGCAGAAUUUGGAUGGAAAUCCAGCAUUAUUUUUUGAAAUUGCAUGUUUUCGUGUUUUAAAAUGCCAUUUUCAUUACUUCUAUUUGAAAGUUGUCUUAUGUUUGUUUGGCUCAAGCUACUUAAUAGAUAAUGAAGAAUUCUUUUCAAAUUCAGUUUUAGAUAUCCCUUCCAUUUACAGGCUUUUUGCCGAUGAUGCCAAAACUUCAUGUAUAAAAAUGUUAGAGCUAUUCCAAACCUUUGACUAUCAACCUUAUGUCAAUGACGAAAUAAUGUACUAUUUUUUGACUGGGGUGUACACAUUGUUCUUCUAUGUUAUUAAAAAUAUCGAUAAUGAAGAGAAUGACGAGAUACCUGUUAUUAUAGAGCUACUACAAUCAACGCAUACCCAUCUAAUCGGGGAAAAUCAGGAAUCUUUGGUAUCUGAUAAUAUGAAAUGGAAUACGUCUAUCUUUUUUUACACAUUCCUACUACAACAAGUUGUGACAUACUUCAACAAGAAGAAAAGAAAAGAUUGCGAAGUAAAUAUCAAUGUCCAGCAAUAUUCUGAAAUGCUAACAAAAGUUUUAGAUUACUCUAAGGCAAUGAAAAGGGCAGCAGUUGAUCAAUUGUUUGAACUUUUAAAGAAACACUCUUUUUCUCCAAAUUUCGUGAAUUCAGAAGAGUGCCAUUUGGAAUUAGAAACACCAGAACUUGUUAAAGAUGAUUCCUCAACAGAGCAAUAUUUGCCAUUAUCAACGACACUAUUCAAAGAGUUGACUGUAGAUAAUUUAAAGAAGUUGCGUUAUGAUUCAACUAAAUUAGGUCCUGAAAUCUUUUCACCAUCUUCAAAUCCACCAGUAGCAUCACUAGCUGGGGGAAAAUUCCUAAUGAAAAAAGAUACCUCGUUAUUCCCAGUAGAAUCACAGGAAUUUACUACUGUAUUUCCUGCGUAUCUGGUAUCUCGUGGUAUCGGUACAAAAGACUCGAACAAUGAUUUAGAUAAAGAGAAAUUAGUAGAAAUAGAAAAAGUAACUGCAAAGAAAGCAAAAGAUGGCUCAAAAUUAGAUGCACUAUUCACAGAUUCAUUCUGGCAAUCUGAUUUAUUUUAUGAUAGAGAAUUUUUCUUUGCCACGGCUAUAAGAGAUCGCAAGAUUUUAAAACGAUAA
This is a messenger RNA of Vanderwaltozyma polyspora DSM 70294, 3258 nucleotides long. It is a transcript of the gene HAL9, whose product is annotated as Hal9p. Gene Ontology annotation, molecular function: DNA binding; DNA-binding transcription factor activity, RNA polymerase II-specific; zinc ion binding. The coding region runs from base 1 to 3258 and encodes 1085 amino acids. Lineage: Eukaryota; Fungi; Ascomycota; Saccharomycetes; Saccharomycetales; Saccharomycetaceae. The record is from RefSeq and is a predicted model, not a curated record. The transcript has a single exon. Gene Ontology annotation, biological process: regulation of DNA-templated transcription; DNA-templated transcription.